AUGACAUCACAAGCUGUUGUUUCCUCUCUUCUUGGCUUGCUUCCACAGUUUGGUUACACGCCUUUUCGUGGAUUCCAGCCUUUUGGUUCUCCUGCACAGUUUGGUGUGCCUUUUGCUGGAUCCAGCUAUGGUACUGGUCUUCCUUUUCAACAAGGUGCUAUGUCUGCUUCUCCUGGCUAUGGUUACAAUGCUUCUGCACCUUCUGGUUUUGGAUUUGGUUUAUUUCCUCGAGCUCCAGCACAGCAUCCUCGUGCACCUCAUGCUAUGAUUGCUUCUGCACCACAGGCUAUGGUAGCAUCUGCCCCUUCCACUCUUGGCAGUUGGUUCCCUGACUCAGGAGCUACACAUCAAGUUACACAUGAUGCCUCAGUUCUUUCAGAUAGCAUGUCAGUUACUGGCAAUGAUCAAGUAUUCAUGGGACAAUUCUAGGACUCUCCUUCGUGGCUCUCUUGGUCAAGAUGGCUUAUACACCUUUGAUGGCAUGCACUCCUCAACAUUCCUCAAGGGACUUUCUUCUGCUUCUGUUCCCUCUACCUUUUCCGUGACCAAGUCUUCUCCUGCUGAUGUUAAUUCUACAGUUUCUACUUUAAAUAAUGUACCUAAUGUACCUAGCCACACAUCAUAUGAAUUGUGGCAUUCUAGACUAGGGCACCCUCAUCAUGAGGCUCUGCAAUCUGCGCUUUCCAUAUGUAAAAUACCAAUACCACAUAAAUCAAAGUUUUCAGUUUGUCAAGCUUGUUGUGUUGCUAAGUCUCAUAGAUUACCUUCCUCUUCUUCUACUACAGUUUAUACUUCUCCCUUAGAAUUAAUAUUUGCAGAUUUAUGGG
Lotus japonicus is the source of this 827-nucleotide messenger RNA. RefSeq lists its product as uncharacterized. The record is from RefSeq and is a predicted model, not a curated record. Bases 1 to 429 code for a protein of 142 amino acids. The transcript has 2 exons. NCBI's taxonomy places the organism in Eukaryota, Viridiplantae, Streptophyta, Magnoliopsida, Fabales, Fabaceae.